UCAGGAUAACAACACACUGCGGAGGCCCUUUAAAUCACUCUACCGACGAGUCGGCGACCGUGCGCGUCGGAGUGUUCUGCUUUCUCUUUUUUUUUUAUUGUUAUUGUUAUUACUUAAGAGGACUCUUUUCACCGGGGAUACUUGAAGAGCGGCUCGGAAGUCAGUUUUGAUGCCGGUUUUCGGGAAACUGUGUGCGACUUGGCGGUCGUGACGGGACUUUAACGGGCGCGGUGCGGCGGAGUUGGCGCACUGCUGGAUUGGAUUUAUCAUUCGCUCGCAGCCAAGACAGUCCGCAGUAGCCCGAGCCCUCCUCUCACUCCUCUUUUCUACUCACCCUCGCCGGCUGAAUAGGGAUCGUCUACUUCGGCUUUUUGCAAUUUGAAUAUGUUGUUGUCAAAGUUUGGUUCUUUUUCGCAUAUUUGCAAUCCCUCAAGUAUGGACCAUCUACCAGUGAAAAUACAGCUCCAGCCGGUGAAAGUGGAGAAGGAGCCCUUUGAGAAGGUGUACCAGGUGGGCUCGGUGCUGGGCAGCGGAGGAUUCGGGACGGUGUACGCCGGCAGUCGCAUCUCUGAUGGCGCACCGGUUGCUGUGAAACAUGUCGCAAAAGAGCGGGUGACCGAGUGGGGCACAAUUAAUGGAUCCAUGGUGCCUUUGGAGAUCCUGCUGCUGAAGAAGGUCAGCUCGUCUUUUCGCGGAGUUAUCAAAUUGCUGGACUAUUACGAGCGCGCGGACGGCUGGCUGAUCGUUAUGGAGAGGCCGGAGCUCGUCAAGGACCUGUUCGACUUCAUCACCGAGAAGGGCGCCCUGGACGAGGACACGGCCCGGGGCUUUUUCCGCCAGGUUUUGGAGGCGGUCAGACACUGCUACAGCUGCGGCGUAGUACACAGAGACAUCAAAGAUGAGAACCUGCUUGUGGAUCUACGCACCGGGGAGCUCAAGCUUAUUGACUUUGGCUCAGGGGCGAUUCUCAAGGACACAGUCUACACUGAUUUCGAUGGUACAAGAGUGUACAGCCCACCGGAGUGGAUCCGCUUCCAUAGAUACCACGGCCGCUCCGCAACGGUGUGGUCACUAGGCGUGCUGCUGUACGACAUGGUGUGUGGAGACAUCCCCUUCGAGCAGGACGAGGAGAUCCUCAGAGGGAGACUGUAUUUCAGGAGGAGGAUCUCAGCUGAGUGCCAGCAGCUGAUCAAAUGGUGCCUGGCCCUGCGGCCCUCUGACCGACCCACCCUCGAGCAGAUCUGCGACCACCCCUGGAUGAGGGCGACCGCAGAGUCACCCAAGUCACCAGAGGAGCCUGUGGCUGGUGACAUCCGCCUCAGGACCAUCGACACAGACUCUUCGUCAAGCACAAGCUCGAGCAAGGAGAGCCUCUGAGCGCGGCUCCGAUGGACACGAAAGACUUUCUGGGGAAAGACGGGGCGGGGAUGGAGGGAGUCACAUGGACUUUAUGGACUUAGCUGGCCCAGCAAGAAAAAUGUACUUUAAUUUUCCUCUUUUGUAGGGAAUUUCUAAUUUAUUACUCUUUGUUCUUCUUUCUCUUACCCCCCCCCAUCCCUCUUUUCCUUUUCAGUUUGAUUAUACUCGUUUCCUAAUGGGGAACAUUUUGCUGUUUGGGCGGUCUUACCAGCACUAUUUAUUCCCCCCCUCCCCCUUUAAAACUUUUGUUUUACCCGUUUUGUUACUAGGCUGGUAUAAACAGCUGGCAAGGCCCCCCUAUUCAGACAUGGCUGCUCUCAUAGAGCUUGGAGAAAAAAAAACCUUUUUAUUUAAAUGUUUUAAUUUUGAUUUUGGAGUGCCUUUUUUUGGAAAGCUGCUUUUCUGGGGGCUUUCGUCAACGACUCUGUUUUUUUGGAUUUGCCCAAUGUGUGGCGGUUAAGUUGUCUGUGCUGUGAUGGAAGGGGCAUUGAAACUUUUUUUUUUUCUCUUCCUUCUUUUCCCUCCUCCCUUCUUUUCCAUCACUGUGAGCCAACCUGCCCCCCCCCCCCCCCCCCCCCCCCCCCCUUAGCCGAGAGGCGAAGGUAGAAUUAGAUAGGCGAGAAGGAGGCGGGGGCUCUUUCUGUACAAUGGAAUACUUGAAACACUCGACUCGACUCUGUGUCGCUCUCUUUAACGCUGCUCACUCACUCUAUAGCCUGAACAGGUGUUUGGAAACUGGAUCCUGUCUCUUCUGAAUGUCUACAAAAUGUCAACACACACACUCACCUCUCCCCCCUCACCUCCUUCUCUCCUCCGCUCAUGCCUGUUGCAGGGUGUCUCACUCUUUUGGGUUUUUUUUUUGUUGUUUUUUUUUUUUGCCUCCUGCCAUCUCACUGCUUUGACACUACAUGGCCCCCACCCUCUGCCUCCCCCCUCAGGGUUUGGGGUGUGAAAUGCACAAUCAAUGCAAUAUUCAUGGACUCAAAGUUUUUUCUUCUUCUUUUUUUUCCCAGAAAUUAUUGUACAGUGUGUAUUUUUUUUUGUUUUUUGUGUGUACAUUUUUUUUCCUCCCAUUUGCAUUUUAAUUUAUUCGUAAACAUGUAGACAUUCCACACUCUGUGGCUAUUUAUUUAUUUAUUGUCUAUGCUUAAAAUCUCCCCUAAAAAAAAAAAAAAAAAAAAAAAAAUUGCAUAUCCUACUUGGCCUUUGGUUUGCAUUCCUAUAAGUUAUUUUUACAUUUCAA
Salarias fasciatus (jewelled blenny) is the source of this 2662-nucleotide messenger RNA. RefSeq names its product serine/threonine-protein kinase pim-3. The transcript is spliced from 6 exons. Gene Ontology annotation, biological process: regulation of mitotic cell cycle; protein autophosphorylation; negative regulation of apoptotic process. NCBI's taxonomy places the organism in Eukaryota, Metazoa, Chordata, Actinopteri, Blenniiformes, Blenniidae. Gene Ontology annotation, cellular component: cytoplasm. The coding region runs from base 385 to 1377 and encodes 330 amino acids. Gene Ontology annotation, molecular function: ATP binding; protein serine/threonine kinase activity. The record is from RefSeq and is a predicted model, not a curated record.